GGUCAUCGUUCAAGAAAAGUUGCGGGAGUAAUAUCUAAUCGACAGCUUCAAUAUAAAAAAAAAAAUUAGUUACACCGAAGCUUCUAAUUGGAUAAUUGCGUCCAGCUGUUGGUCUAACACGUGUCAUUACACUUAAGUUGGACUAUAGAAAACAAGUGUAGUACGAUAUACUUAGUCAUACACUUGACUUAAAUCAGCUGUUGCAUUUUUGUCGAAUCAGGAGCUUGUAUGUAGCUACAAAAACGUCAUUAAGGGGACGUUUAACCUUCCUAUUGGAUGAAACCAUGAACAGCUGAUUUACGUCAGUUAAGUGUAUUGUUAAAUAGAUCUUAGUAUAGGUCCAGCUCCAGUAUUUGUCACUGUGCUUCAGCCGUGUCAGUAUUGUGCACGAUUGUACUGAUUCUUUCUAUUGAAACAUUGAUCAGAAACUUGAAUGUGAUAUUGCAACAGCGGACGUAACAAAAUCCCACAACAAAAUAUCGAAUCUCAGAAAAGGCAAUAUGUUUUUGUAACUUGAUGUCUUGUAAGCUGAUAGUGUGCCUCUAUUAAGGAGUUAAUAGUGAAGGUUAUGUGCACUUGCAAAGUGGUGGGAAUGUCACUAUUUACAAAUUUUAUUAGUGAACAUGCAUUCUGAGGAUGAGUAUUGCGGUUGUACAUCCAGAUUCGAUGUAGAUGCAUAAUUGUUAUUAAAUGUUGAACACUUGACAAACUUCUAUUGAAAUGGCAGGCAGUUAUUAUUUUGUCAUUGUGGGACAUUCUGACAACCCAAUAUUUGAAAUGGAGUUUGCUCCAACCAACAAAGAAGCUAAGAAAGAAGAUCAUCGCCAUUUAAAUCAAUUUAUUGCACAUGCUGCACUUGAUCUUGUUGAUGAACAUAUGUGGAAAACAAAUAGUAUGUAUCUGAAAUCAGUUGACAAAUUCAAUCAGUGGUUUGUAUCAGCAUUUGUAACAGCCAGUCACAUGCGAUUUGUUAUGGUACAUGAUAUGAAAAAUGAAGAAGGUAUAAAAAAUUUUUUCAUGGAGAUGUACGAGACCUAUAUUAAGUAUUCAAUGAAUCCCUUUUAUAAACUUAAUGCACCUAUAAAAUCUCCUGCAUUUGAGAGAAAAGCACAAUUCUAUGGCAAAAAGUAUCUCAUAUGUUAAGAAGAACAGCAGUAGUCUUGUUUGGAUGUUCUGGAAGUUUAAAUGUCUGUGUAGAACAAAUAACUACAAUGCGUUUCUUUCAGUUCUGCUUGUAGACACUCUUGAGUGCCAUGCAUUUGUAUUGUAAAUAAAGAUCAGAAUUUAGAAUUGUGUAAGUUGUGUUGAGGUAAUACCUGAGUAUAUUGUUUUUGUAUAUUUCCUACCUUAAAAUGAAUUUUUACUUGUACUUGGGAUUGUAAUCUUCAUCAUGUAAAUAAAUUUAAUCCAAAGUAUAUAAUGUAUAAGAUGUUUUAUUCAUUAACAUGCUUUUAAACAAAUUAGAAGUAUGAUUUUGAAACAGCUUUGUGAAUAACUGCAAUCUUUGGCCCAGCCCAUCAAAAAUUGCAUAUUUCACAAAUGAAUUGCUAGCUUGUAGAAUCUAUUUGCAAUAUUUGAGUUCAGGGUUGUUUAUUGAUACAAUACUUCAAAGUAAUCUGGCACAUUUUUACAUAGUUAAAAUAGAAACAUUUUUCGAAGUCAUGUUUAGGUUUUAACAGUUUGAAAUCAGAGAUUCAGAUCUUCUUCAGUUAUUCAUUGGCCUCCAGUUGACAUCGUUGGGAAGAAUUGGGAUCUGAAAAUGAAGAAAAUGUUAAGACAUUUUUGUAAGAACAUACAAGUUUCAUAUAUGAAUCUUUCUUAUUAAGAGUACUUUUGUUUGGAUCCCGUCAAAACUAGGACGAAAAGAAAUAGUCAAUAUAAUGCGAAAGGGAAAUGAGAGGAUGAGAAGUAAUUUUCAAGAAUU
Gryllus bimaculatus (two-spotted cricket) is the source of this 1924-nucleotide messenger RNA. Lineage: Eukaryota; Metazoa; Arthropoda; Insecta; Orthoptera; Gryllidae. The record is from the annotation of a GenBank genome assembly.